This is a messenger RNA of Lobosporangium transversale, 1365 nucleotides long. RefSeq lists its product as hypothetical. The record is from RefSeq and is a predicted model, not a curated record. The transcript has 4 exons. NCBI's taxonomy places the organism in Eukaryota, Fungi, Mortierellomycota, Mortierellomycetes, Mortierellales, Mortierellaceae. The coding region runs from base 1 to 1311 and encodes 436 amino acids.
AUGCGACGCAUUAAACCUCAGCGCCGAAAGGCUUCUCCGGCCUACUCUCAAGAUCAAUUAGGCGCACCAAGCCUUAAAGAAAGACAUCUUCCUUUUUCUAAUACUCAGAAUUAUCACCAAAACCACACUCACACUCCGACCUCAAGCCAGAUCCAAGACGACGGAGAAAAGUUCUCGCGCGCACAGCCAGACAUAGGCUCGAACAAUAAGGACGCUGAAAUUGAGAGUGAUGACAGCAUAAGCAUACUGCUCCAUGAGUUUGAUGACGACCUAGAAAAUAGUAUCAGUAGAAAGUCACGUAGAGUCGAGAGCUAUUUAACCACAAGCAGCAUUCAGCGCCAUCAAACCUCAAAGAUACAAAAACAUGGCAUUACUGAUAAAAUUCAUCGAGGUUCAAAAGAAGCUAAAGAAAUUAGCUCUCUAAAGGAUUCAAAGAUGGGGGAUCCUGACGAAGAUCUUGCUGUUGAGGAUGAGCUACUUUCGUCCUUGGAGUCUGUUGAUAUGGACUUUAGGCUAGGCACAGCUUCGACGGCGAUAAGCAGCUCGAUCACCAAGGCCACUAAGAGCGCGUCUUCAACACAUUCCAUUUCAGAAGCUCAAAACGCUAUUGAUGAUAUUGAUCAAAUGCUCAUGGAGAACUCUUCAACUGCUUUCAGUCCUUUAUAUGAACGCUCAGCUUCAGCGGAGUCAAACAUUGUAAAGGCCGAACAAGUGCAACCUUUCCCUGAUCCGGGUUUGGAUAAGCUUGACUCAUCUUUUGAGGAUAAGGAUAUUUCGGAGAAAUCAAACUAUAAAGAAAACAAUGGAAAGGUCUACGACGCUGCCAAGAUGAAGCUUUGUGGAGGCAAGUUUAUUUUUAAGGCUCCUGAGCCAUCUUCUGUCCAUACUCAAAUCGAUAGCACCAAACAUCAGGAUGGUAAAGAAGCACUUCAGCACGACGAAACUUUGUAUGAAGAAGAAUCAUCGAAAAUAGAUACCGCGAACGAUAGUCCUUCCAUAGCCCGCGUGGAUAUUACUGAGAAUUUGGAGCAAGAUCAAAUCGAACCAAACUCGAAUGCAUUUGAAGUACCAUCGACUGCUGCGGAAUUCAAGUCGCGUCUUGAUGAUAUAAGCGUCAAGUUCCAAUCGACCUUGAACAAAAUGAUUGAAGCAAUACAUGAUGUAAAUAGUCUCCAUGAGUCGCUCAAAGACAAUCUCUUGGGACACCAAGCUUAUCUCGACCAAAGAGGACGAGGAAUUCAUAGCAGAGUACAGGAGCUUCAGAGAGAUGCGGCUACUUUGCACGCGAGAGCCUCAAAAGGAUUAGCCUGAAGAGUGUUUAGAUAAUCGAUGACUCCCCUUGCUAUUCAACACAAUUAAAAAAAG